Molecule: messenger RNA, 4359 nt
Organism: Antrostomus carolinensis (chuck-will's-widow)
Lineage: Eukaryota; Metazoa; Chordata; Aves; Caprimulgiformes; Caprimulgidae
Gene: PPIP5K1
Product: diphosphoinositol pentakisphosphate kinase 1
Exons: 30
Coding region: 1-4359 (1452 amino acids)
Biological process (GO): inositol phosphate biosynthetic process; inositol metabolic process
Cellular component (GO): cytosol
Molecular function (GO): 5-diphosphoinositol pentakisphosphate 1-kinase activity; inositol hexakisphosphate kinase activity
Source: RefSeq, a predicted model, not a curated record
AUGUCGUCCCUGACGACCUCCAGUGAGGGAGAGAACUCCACUCCCAGGUUUGUUGUCGGUUCCAGGGAUGAUGAGACUGACUUUCUGGGAUCAAACAUGAAGAUGGACGAAACCGAUUUCUUUGAAGACGAUGAAGAGGAGGAGUCGCCACCUGAACGGCAGAUUGUGGUUGGAAUCUGUGCUAUGACCAAAAAGUCCAAGUCAAAGCCCAUGACACAGAUUCUGGAGCGUCUGUGCAAGUUUGAGUAUAUCACUGUGGUGAUUAUGGGGGAAGAUGUUAUUCUGAAUGAACCAGUGGAGAACUGGCCCUCUUGUGACUGCCUAAUAUCGUUCCACUCCAAAGGAUUCCCCCUGGAUAAAGCAGUUGCUUAUGCUAAGCUGUGCAAGCCAUUUCUGAUUAAUGACCUUGAUAUGCAGUAUUAUAUCCAGGACAGGCGUGAAGUGUAUCGGAUCCUUCAAGAAGAGGGAAUAGACUUGCCCCGCUAUGCUGUGCUCAAUCGAGACCCGGAUAGACCAGAAGAGUGCAACUUGGUGGAAGGAGAGGACCACGUGGAGGUAAAUGGAGCUGUUUUCCCAAAGCCAUUUGUAGAGAAGCCCGUCAGUGCUGAAGACCAUAACGUGUAUAUUUACUACCCGACAUCAGCAGGUGGGGGCAGCCAGCGGCUCUUUCGGAAGAUUGGCAGCCGGAGUAGUGUGUACUCACCAGAGAGCAGCGUGAGGAAGACAGGCUCGUACAUUUAUGAGGAGUUCAUGCCUACAGAUGGCACUGAUGUAAAGGUGUACACUGUUGGGCCAGACUAUGCUCAUGCAGAGGCUCGCAAAUCCCCUGCUUUGGAUGGGAAGGUUGAACGGGACAGUGAAGGGAAGGAAAUCCGUUACCCUGUCAUGCUGACCGCCAUGGAGAAACUAGUUGCCCGGAAAGUCUGUGUAGCCUUUAAGCAAACAGUGUGUGGGUUCGACCUCCUGCGGGCAAACGGCCACUCUUUUGUUUGUGAUGUGAACGGCUUCAGUUUUGUGAAGAACUCUAUGAAGUAUUAUGAUGACUGUGCCAAAAUCCUUGGAAAUAUAAUUAUGCGGGAAUUGGCUCCCCAGUUUCAUAUCCCCUGGUCCAUCCCAACAGAGGCUGAAGACAUUCCCAUUGUCCCCACAACUUCAGGCACCAUGAUGGAACUUCGUUGUGUUAUUGCAGUCAUCCGGCACGGAGAUCGCACACCAAAGCAGAAGAUGAAGAUGGAAGUUAAGCACGCCCGGUUCUUUCACUUAUUUGAGAAAUAUGAUGGCUACAAGACAGGGAAGUUGAAGCUGAAGAAACCAGAGCAGCUACAGGAAGUGCUGGACAUUGCUCGGCAGCUUGUGGUGGAACUGGGAACCCACAGUGAUUGUGAGAUUGAGGAGAGGAAAUCCAAACUGGAACAGCUGAAGAGCGACUUGGGGAUGUAUGGACAUUUUUCUGGCAUUAACCGUAAGGUGCAGUUGACCUAUCUGCCUCAUGGACAUCCAAAAGCUGCAAGUGAAGAUGAAGAAGCUCACCGAGAGUCUUCCCCGUCCCUUCUCCUGGUGCUUAAGUGGGGUGGAGAGCUGACACCAGCUGGAAGAGUCCAGGCAGAAGAACUGGGGCGAGCCUUUCGCUGUAUGUACCCUGGUGGCCAAGGUGAUUACGCUGGUUUCCCUGGAUGUGGCUUGCUCAGGCUGCACAGCACCUACCGUCAUGAUCUCAAGAUCUAUGCCUCAGAUGAGGGACGAGUUCAGAUGACAGCAGCAGCUUUUGCAAAGGGUCUGCUGGCCCUCGAAGGAGAGCUGACCCCCAUCCUGGUGCAAAUGGUGAAAAGUGCCAAUAUGAACGGUCUCCUGGACAGUGACAGUGAUUCCCUUAGCAGCUGUCAACACAGAGUGAAGGCACGACUGCAUGAAAUUAUGCAGAAGGAUGCUGAGUUCUGUGAAGAGGAUUAUGAAAAGCUAGCACCUACAGGCAGUGCUUCUCUGCUCAAUUCCAUGACAUUUAUCCAGAACCCAGUAGAGGUCUGUAAUCAGGUGUUCACCUUGAUUGAGAAUCUCACAUCCCAGAUACAAAAACGUCUGGAAGACCCAAAAUCUGCAGACCUGCAGCUGUACCACAGUGAGACUUUAGAACUGAUGCUGCAACGCUGGAGUAAGCUGGAGCGAGAUUUCCGCAUGAAGAAUGGGCGUUACGACAUCAGCAAGAUCCCUGAUAUCUAUGACUGCAUCAAGUAUGAUGUACAACACAACUGUGCACUGAAGCUGGAAGGCACAGCUGAACUCUUCAAACUCUCCAAAGCCCUGGCAGAUGUGAUCAUACCCCAGGAAUAUGGGAUUAAUAAGGAGGAGAAACUGGAGAUUGCUAUUGGCUUUUGUCUUCCUCUCGUUAAAAAGAUCCAGUUGGACCUGCAGAGAACUCAUGAAGAUGAGUCUGUCAACAAGCUACACCCCUUGUACUCAAGAGGAGUUCUGUCACCUGGUCGCCACGUUCGGACACGUCUCUACUUCACCAGUGAGAGCCAUGUGCACUCUCUGCUCAGUAUCUUCCGCUAUGGGGGGCUCCUGGAUGAAAACAAAGACCAGCAGUGGAAGAGAGCCAUGGACUAUUUGAGUGCUAUCUCAGAGCUGAACUACAUGACCCAGAUUGUUAUCAUGCUCUACGAGGACAACAACAAGGACCCCUCUUCUGAAGAGCGUUUCCAUGUGGAGCUGCAUUUCAGCCCUGGCGUGAAGGGCUGCGAGGAAGACAGAAACGUGCCCACGGGGUUUGGCUUUCGACCUGCCUCCGCGGAGAAUGAGGACAAGAAAGCAGACCAAGGCAGCCUGGAGGACCUCUCCAAAGAGAAGGGCAUCGAUGAGCCAGACCGUGCGCAGCAAAGGUCUCCGCACGCUUCUGAGCUGGUCAGCAUUCAUCGAAGAUCACCGCUGAUCAGGAACCGGAAGACAGGGUCCAUGGAGGUGCUAUCUGAAUCUUCUUCCAAAUCAGGAGGUUAUCGUCUCUUCAGCACUUACUCCAGGCAGUCUUCUGAGAUGAAGCAAAGUGGCUUAGGGUCUCAAUGCACCGGCCUGUUUAGCACCACUGUGCUGGGAGGCUCCUCCAGUGCCCCCAACCUCCAGGACUACGCACGCAGCCAUGGCAAAAAGUUUGCCAGCAGCCUGACAUACAAAGACGAGCUCUUGUCUAUGCCAGCCGUAAAACGAUUUUCUGUGUCGUUUGCAAAGCAUCCGACUAAUGAUGCGUUUGAGCACCGCCACGUUGCCCAGUUGCUGCGCCGUUUUUCCUCUGACUAUGCCACGAGCCGGAACGUCUCCGUGGAUGCCACUCUAGCCCAUCACCUCCAGCAGUGCUCCUACCACCUACGCCUCUUCAGGAGCUGGCUGAUCUCAGGGCAGGAUGACUUGGAGUGUCUUUACGGUUUUGAAGGCUGUUCCAUGGUUCCCACCAUUUAUCCCCUGGAGACCCUGCACAACUCCCUCUCUUUGCGACAGGUCAACGAGUUCCUGACAGCUGUGUGCAGGAGCUGCACCGAAUCGCAUGUCCAGUCUACCGCAGCUUUGUUUGAUUCAAUGAUUGGCAGCCAGAUACCAGGAGACCCCUUUAUGUCCCAGCGAAUCCUGUCAUCAUCCUCUUUGCCAUUGCGCCAGCGUUCGGAUAAGCCCCCUUGGUACAGCAGCGGCCCCUCCAGUACUGUCUCCAGUGCAGGCCCAUCCUCCCCAACCUCUGUGGACAACUGCGCUCGUUUCAGCUUCACUGAGAAAUUUUCCAUCAGCCCCUCAAAAAGUGAGGAGCAGCUGAAUAGCCAGUCCCCUGAGCAAGGAGAGAGCCAGGCUCCAGGUAGAGGGCUGGACGUGGAGGUGGGGAUGUCCGGGUUGUCAGUAGCCAAGCCAAGUGCCCCAGAGACCCUGAGCUGGAAUAAGAGCCCAGAGCCAGGCAGGGUCCUGGAGCUGUGCAAGAAGGAGCUGAUGGAGGAGGACUCUGGCCCAGAGGAAAAGAGCAUGGUGGGGCUGGAUGAAGAAGAAUCAGCUGGGGAAAUCUUAGAGCCAAGUAGCACAGGGAACCCAAAGUGUGGUGCAGGGUCUGAUAUAAGGCUGGCUGGGGAGAGAGUGAAGCCAGGUGAGGGGUAUACAGGGGAAAUGACUGACCUGGAUCAGUCAGGGCUGUCCAAGGAGAUCUUGGUGCCCUGUGAAGAGGAGCUGCUGGGAGAGGUGUUGGACCCAGAGCACAUGGGCAAGGAGCUGCUGGGGGAGAGUGCUCUAUCAGGCCAGCUUCUCUCUGGUCACCUGGGCCAGGCGCAGCCACUGCCUCCUGAGAAGAGGAUGGAGGAACAGCAGCCGCUGUGUCGGGAGGAUCAGCAGAAUUAG